CGUCGGUGUGAGGAUGACCAAGUUAGGGUUCCUCCGGCUCUCCUACGAGAAGCAGGACACACUGCUCAAGCUCCUCAUCCUGUCCAUGGCAGCUGUGCUGUCUUUCUCCACAAGGCUUUUCUCCGUCUUAAGAUUUGAGAGCGUCAUCCAUGAGUUUGACCCGUACUUCAACUACCGCACCACUCGCUUCCUGGCCGAGGAGGGAUUCUACAAGUUCCACAAUUGGUUUGAUGACAGAGCAUGGUAUCCCCUGGGCAGGAUCAUCGGGGGCACUAUUUAUCCAGGCCUCAUGAUCACGUCGGCGGCGAUUUACCACGUGCUGCAUUUCUUCCACAUCACCAUCGACAUCCGCAAUGUCUGCGUGUUCCUGGCUCCUCUCUUCUCCUCCUUCACCACCAUAGUGACUUACCACCUCACCAAAGAGCUCAAGGAUGCAGGGGCAGGACUCCUCGCGGCCGCCAUGAUCGCGGUUGUGCCCGGGUACAUCUCUCGGUCUGUUGCAGGCUCCUAUGAUAAUGAAGGCAUUGCCAUAUUCUGCAUGUUGCUGACAUACUACAUGUGGAUCAAGGCUGUCAAGACAGGCUCCAUCUAUUGGGCAGCCAUGUGUGCCCUCGCCUACUUCUACAUGGUCUCCUCGUGGGGUGGUUACGUCUUCCUCAUCAACCUCAUCCCCCUGCACGUUCUCGUGCUGAUGCUGACCGGGCGCUUCUCCCACAGGAUCUACGUAGCCUAUUGCACUGUCUACUGCUUGGGAACCAUCCUCUCCAUGCAGAUCUCCUUUGUUGGCUUCCAGCCCGUCCUCUCCUCCGAGCACAUGGCUGCCCUUGGAGUCUUCGGCCUGUGCCAGAUCCAUGCCUUCGUGGACUACCUCCGGAGCAAGCUGAACCCGCAGCAGUUUGAAGUCCUCUUCAGGAGUGUCAUCUCCCUCGUUGGCUUCGUCCUCCUCAGCAUCGGCGCCGUGCUGAUGCUCACAGGGAAGAUCUCCCCAUGGACAGGGCGUUUCUACUCCUUGCUGGACCCUUCCUAUGCCAAGAAUAACAUCCCCAUCAUCGCCUCUGUCUCUGAGCACCAGCCCACCACCUGGUCCUCCUACUACUUCGACCUGCAGCUCCUCGUUUUCAUGUUCCCAGUUGGUCUCUACUACUGCUUCAGCAACCUCUCGGACGCUCGGAUCUUCAUCAUCAUGUACGGCGUGACCAGCAUGUACUUCUCUGCUGUCAUGGUGCGUCUGAUGCUGGUGCUGGCCCCAGUGAUGUGCAUCCUGUCUGGCAUUGGGGUGUCUCAGGUGUUGUCCACCUACAUGAAGAACCUGGAUAUCAGCCGGCCUGACAAGAAGAGCAAGAAGCAGCAGGACUCCACCUACCCCAUCAAAAACGAGGUUGCCAGUGGCAUGAUCCUGGUCAUGGCCUUCUUCCUGAUCACCUACACUUUCCACUCUACCUGGGUGACCAGCGAGGCCUACUCCUCCCCCUCCAUCGUGCUCUCUGCCCGCGGUGGGGACGGCAGCAGGAUCAUCUUCGAUGACUUCAGAGAAGCUUAUUACUGGCUGCGGCACAACACACCAGAGGAUGCCAAGGUGAUGUCCUGGUGGGACUACGGGUACCAAAUCACUGCCAUGGCCAACCGGACUAUCCUGGUGGACAACAAUACCUGGAACAACACGCACAUCUCCCGUGUUGGCCAGGCAAUGGCAUCGACAGAGGAGAAAGCCUACGAGAUCAUGAGGGAGCUGGACGUCAGCUACGUGCUGGUCAUCUUCGGUGGCCUCACCGGGUACUCAUCCGACGACAUCAACAAGUUCCUGUGGAUGGUGCGGAUCGGGGGCAGCACGGACACAGGGCGCCACAUCAAGGAGCACGACUACUACACCCCCACCGGGGAGUUCCGUGUCGACCGCGAGGGCUCCCCAGUGCUGCUCAACUGCCUCAUGUACAAGAUGUGCUACUACCGCUUCGGCCAGGUCUACACCGAGGCCAAGCGACCACCGGGCUAUGACCGUGUGAGGAACGCCGAAAUCGGCAACAAGGACUUUGAGCUGGAUGUGCUGGAGGAGGCCUACACCACAGAGCACUGGCUGGUCCGAAUAUACAAG
Acanthisitta chloris (rifleman) is the source of this 2092-nucleotide messenger RNA. It is a transcript of the gene STT3A, whose product is annotated as STT3A, subunit of the oligosaccharyltransferase complex (catalytic). Gene Ontology annotation, biological process: post-translational protein modification. Gene Ontology annotation, cellular component: membrane. The record is from RefSeq and is a predicted model, not a curated record. Gene Ontology annotation, molecular function: dolichyl-diphosphooligosaccharide-protein glycotransferase activity. The annotation marks the transcript as partial. The transcript is spliced from 16 exons. NCBI's taxonomy places the organism in Eukaryota, Metazoa, Chordata, Aves, Passeriformes, Acanthisittidae.